GGGCAGCGGCCGCGACGGAGAGGGUUUCCGAGGCCACUGAGCCGCCGACGGGGUGGCCAGUCCGUUGCUGUGCCCUCUAGCAGCCUCUUAGCGCGGCCAGCAUUCCCUGGGCGGCAUCUGGCCGCGGCGCUCAGCCUGUUAGCGAGCUACUGUGGGCACACCCCGGCUUGGCGGCGGACAGGUUAGAGUGGGGGAAGGGGCAGGCGCGGGAGCAGCCCUGGGCCACAGAGGGAGCCCAAAGCCAGGCCGUCUCCAGCCAUGUCCGACGAGACGUCGACCACCACUUCAUACGAGAAGUUUCUAACCCCCGAGGAGCCCUUCCCGCUUCUGGGACCCCCUCGCGGCAUGGGCACCUGCCCGAGCGAGGAGCCAGGCUGCCUGGACAUCAGCGACUUCGGCUGCCAGCUUUCCUCUUGUCAUCGCACGGAUCCACUCCACCGCUUCCACACCAACAGGUGGAAUUUAACUUCUUGUGGAACAAGUGUUGCCAGCUCAGAAUGCAGUGAGGAGCUAUUUUCAUCAGUUUCUGUUGGAGAUCAAGAUGAUUGCUAUUCUCUGUUAGAUGAUCAAGACUUCACUUCUUUUGAUUUAUUCCCUGAGGGGAGUGUCUGCAGUGAUGUCUCUUCUUCUAUUAGCACAUACUGGGAUUGGUCAGAUAGUGAGUUUGAAUGGCAGUUACCAGGCAGUGACAUUGCCAGUGGGAGUGAUGUACUUUCUGAUGUCAUACCCAGUAUUCCGAGUUCACCUUGCCUGCUUCCUAAAAAGAAAAAUAAGCACCGGAAUUUAGAUGAACUUCCUUGGAGUGCAAUGACAAACGAUGAGCAGGUGGAAUAUAUUGAGUAUCUGAGUCGUAAAGUCAGUACAGAGAUGGGUCUUCGGGAGCAACUUGAUAUUAUAAAAAUAAUUGAUCCUUCUGCUCAAAUUUCCCCUACAGACAGUGAGUUUAUUAUUGAACUUAACUGUCUCACAGAUGAAAAACUUAAGCAGGUCAGAAACUAUAUCAAGGAGCAUAGCCCUCGCCAACGGCCUGCAAGAGAGGCCUGGAAGAGAAGCAACUUUAGUUGUGCAAGCACCAGUGGAGUGAGCGGGGCCAGUGCCAGUGCCAGCAGCAGCAGUGCCAGCAUGGUCAGUUCUGCAAGCAGCAGUGGGUCCAGUGUUGGAAACUCUGCUUCAAACUCCAGUGCCAACAUGAGUCGAGCACACAGUGACAGCAACUUGUCUGCAAGUGCAGCAGAGCGGAUUCGGGAUUCAAAAAAGCGAUCCAAGCAGCGGAAGUUACAGCAGAAGGCUUUACGCAAGAGGCAGCUGAAAGAGCAGAGGCAGGCUCGGAAGGAGAGGCUCAGUGGGCUCUUCCUUAAUGAAGAAGUGCUGUCCUUGAAAGUGACUGAGGAAGACCACGAAGCAGAUGUAGAUGUUUUGAUGUAAUAAGGGUGAAUUUAUCAACGGUAUUUCUAAGUAUUUAAGUAUUCUAUCCUUUUAUUUGUUUACAUGCAUCUUGACCAAACUUUUGGUUAGGGCUGUGCUGAUGUAUUAUUAAUAAUUUAGGCCAGUGGUUCUCAGCAGGUGGUCCCCGGACCAGCAGGUUCAGCAUCACCUGAGAAGUUGUUAGAAAUGCAUACUACCAGGCCCCAUUUCAGAUGCAGUGAAUCAGAAACAAUGGGGAAGGGGCGCCCAGCAUUGUGUUUUAACAAGUACCAGGUUAUUCUGCUGCACCCAGCUCUCAUUUAAAGAACCACUAAUUUAGUAAAUGUCUUGACUAUUUAGACUUUAGGGUGGUUUAAGUGGGCUUUUUCAAGAACUAGUACUUUUACAGUUUAGGAAAUUUCAAGGUACUGCUGGCAAGUAGUUUAUUAUGUCAGUAUAGGUACAUACCUAGUGUUCAUAAUUCAGUUUCCUUUUUAAUGUUACAGUUCCUUUGUUUGCUUUUUCUAAAGGGCCAUAGUAUAAUUCUCAAUUCCUAGUGAAAAUCUUUUUUUAAGGUUGUGGGGAUCGGGUGUGGAUUGCUGUUUACAAUAGUGCCUUCAUUAGGUUUAGUUGUGUUUUCAUUUGUUAUUAACUUAAAGGUUUAAUAACAGGCCCUAAUGUCUUUUCUGUUAGGUUUGUUUGUUUUUCACUUUAUGUAAAUUUAGAAUCCUAUUUUAAGUGAUGACUACUGAGGAAAUAAUGUUACUAGUAGUUGAACUUUAGACUUGAUGCUAUAUUAAUAUUCAAAUGGAGAAAGCAAAUAAACAAAACCUAUUCUGC
Neogale vison (American mink) is the source of this 2244-nucleotide messenger RNA. It is a transcript of the gene FAM199X, whose product is annotated as family with sequence similarity 199, X-linked. The coding region runs from base 259 to 1425 and encodes 388 amino acids. The record is from RefSeq and is a predicted model, not a curated record. NCBI's taxonomy places the organism in Eukaryota, Metazoa, Chordata, Mammalia, Carnivora, Mustelidae. The transcript has 6 exons.